This is a messenger RNA of Balaenoptera acutorostrata (minke whale), 2434 nucleotides long. It is a transcript of the gene ITIH4, whose product is annotated as inter-alpha-trypsin inhibitor heavy chain 4. Bases 34 to 2283 code for a protein of 749 amino acids. The record is from RefSeq and is a predicted model, not a curated record. Gene Ontology annotation, biological process: hyaluronan metabolic process. NCBI's taxonomy places the organism in Eukaryota, Metazoa, Chordata, Mammalia, Artiodactyla, Balaenopteridae. The transcript has 16 exons. Gene Ontology annotation, molecular function: serine-type endopeptidase inhibitor activity.
CUCAGAAGCGGCCUGCCAGGCACCAGAGCCAAAAUGAAGACCCCAGCCCCUGGCCGCGCCUGUGGCAUCGUGCUGGUCCUGCUCUCGCUGGCCACCCUCCAGACCCUCAGGGCCCAAAAGAAUGACAUCGACAUCUACAGCCUCACUGUAGACUCCAAGGUCUCAUCCCGAUUUGCCCACACAGUCGUCACCAGCCGGGUGGUCAACAAGGCCAGUACUUUGCAGGAGAUCACCUUCCAGAUGGAGCUGCCCAAGAAAGCCUUCAUCACCAACUUCUCCAUGAUCAUUGAUGGUGUGACCUACCCCGGUAACAUCAAGGAGAAGGCUGCAGCCCAGGAGCAAUACAGCGCGGCUGUGGCAAGGGGAGAGAGCGCCGGCCUCGUCAAGGCCACUGGGAGAAAGACAGAGCAGUUCCAGGUGUCAGUCAGUGUGGCGCCCGCUGCCAAGGUCACCUUCGAGCUGGUGUAUGAGGAGCUCCUGGUGCGGCAUCUGGGAGCGUACGAGCUGCUGCUGAAAGUCCAGCCCCAGCAGCUGGUCAAGCACCUGCAGAUGGACAUUUACAUCUUCGAGCCUCAGGGCAUCAGCUUUCUGGAGACAGAGAGCACCUUCAUGACCAAUGAACUGGCAGAGGCCCUCAUCACCUCACAGAACAAGACCAAGGCUCAUGUCCGAUUCAAGCCGACGCUGUCCCAGCAGCAAAAGUCUCCAGAGCAGCAGCAGGACACAGUCCUGGAUGGCAACUUCAUCGUCCGCUAUGAUGUGGACCGGACUGUCUCCGGGGGUUCCAUUCAGAUCGAGAAUGGCUACUUUGUGCACUACUUUGCCCCUGAGCACCUGGCCACGAUACCCAAGAACGUGAUCUUUGUCAUUGACAAGAGCGGCUCCAUGAGGGGCAGGAAGAUCCAGCAGACCCGGGAAGCCCUCCUCAAGAUCCUGGGUGACCUCGGUCCCCGUGACCAGUUCAACCUCAUCAGCUUCAGUGGGGAAGCAGCCCAGUGGAAGCCACAGCUAGUGCCAGCCUCGGCUGAGAACGUGAAUGAGGCCAAGAGCUACGCCACUGGCAUCCAGGCCCAGGGAGGGACCAAUAUAAACGAUGCAAUACUGAUGGCCGUGCAGCUGCUAGAGAGAGCCAACCGGGAGGAGCUGCUGCCUGCGGGAAGCGUCACCCUCAUCAUCCUCCUCACCGACGGCGACCCCACUGCGGGGGAAACUAACCCCUCAAGGAUCCAGAAGAACGUUCAGGAAGCCAUAGAUGGCCAGCACAGCCUCUUCUGCCUGGGCUUCGGCUUCGACGUCAGCUACGCCUUCCUGGAGAAGCUGGCGCUGGACAACGGCGGCCUGGCCCGGCGCAUCUAUGAGGACUCGGACUCCGCGCUGCAGCUCCAGGACUUCUACCAAGAGGUGGCCAACCCACUGAUGACGUCGGUGACCUUCGAGUACCCAAGCAACGCCGUGGAGGCAGUCACACAGGACGCCUUCCGGCUGUUCUUCAAGGGCUCCGAGUUGGUUGUGGCCGGGAAGCUCCGGGACCAGAACCCUGAUGUGCUCUCAGCCAAAGUCAGGGGGCAGCUGAGGGACCCGGGCACCAUGCACCCCCAACUUCCCACCCCGGAAAAAACGGUGGGAAACCUGCCCACAGAGACUCACGGGCAGUCCUCGUCCCAGGUUGGUAACGUGGCCACGCCCCUGAGCACCGACACUUGUGCUCAUACGUCUUCCCCGCAGACCUUUCACUGGGCACCACAAUAUGCAGGCCUGGGUGGCCUGCACCCCAGGGUGACCAGAUGGAUUGAGGUGACUGGCCACUAUGAGACAGAGAAGGCCCACUUCUCGUGGAUUGAGGUGACCUUCAAGAAACCCCAGCUGCAGGUUCGUGCGUCCCCUGAGCACGUGGUAGUGACUCGGAACCGAAGAAGCUCUGCAUACAAGUGGAAGAAAACUCUGUACUCGGUGAUGCCAGGUCUCAAGAUGACCAUGGACAAGGCGGGGCUCCUGCUGCUCAGCAGCCCUGACAGAGUGACCAUCGGCCUGCUGUCCUGGGACGGCCCUGGGGAGGGGCUCCGGCUCCUUCUGCGGGACACUGACCGCUUCUCCGGCCACGUCAGUGGGAGCCUUGGCCAGUUUUACCAGGACGUGCUCUGGGAGCCCCUGGCAGCAGCAGAUGACAGCAAGCGAACACUGAAGGUCCAGGGGCAUGACCACUCUGCCACCAGAGAGCUCAAGCUGGAUUACCAAGAGGGGCCCCCGGGAACAGAGAUUUCCUGCUGGUCUGUGGAGCUGUAGUUCUGAUGGAAGGAGUUAUGCCCACCCCCCAUGCCGCCUGCUGGGUGCAGAUGGCUGCCACCCUGCGACCACAGGGCCACCUGUGGGUCCUGUAACAUCAUGGGGAGAGGUAUUUACGCUCAUUAAAAUAAAGAGAGGUGGUGUGAACCCA